Messenger RNA from Oppia nitens, 633 nucleotides. Its product is annotated as bumetanide-sensitive sodium-(potassium)-chloride cotransporter-like. Gene Ontology annotation, molecular function: sodium:potassium:chloride symporter activity. The record is from RefSeq and is a predicted model, not a curated record. Gene Ontology annotation, biological process: potassium ion import across plasma membrane; potassium ion homeostasis; chloride ion homeostasis. Gene Ontology annotation, cellular component: membrane. The transcript has 5 exons. Bases 3 to 575 code for a protein of 190 amino acids. Lineage: Eukaryota; Metazoa; Arthropoda; Arachnida; Sarcoptiformes; Oppiidae.
AUAUGAUUACAGUAAGACAAGUGUCUAAAUUGCAUUUUAUUGAUAUCUAUUGGCUCUAUGAUGACGGCGGACUUACACUACUUGUGCCAUACAUACUGUCACAGAGAAAAAGGUGGAAAAACUUUCAGCUUCGGGUGUUUGUCAUAAUCGAUAAAAUGUCAAAUGAAACUGUUAUUACAGAACAAAAUGUUUCAGAGUUAUUAGAGAAAUUUCGUGUCGAGUAUUACGAUAUUAUUGUAUUAGAAUUGCCAGAAAAAUCUUAUUAUAGAAGAAUUGAAGAUAUUAUUGAAUCGCUAUCCCAUGACUUGUGUUCAUCAAGUAGUGAUACUAAUGAAUUGGCCAUAAGUUUUCAACAAUAUCAAGAUUCUACCAACAAAUAUGUGGCUUUAAGAGAGCUAUUGGAAGAACAUUCAAAAUAUUCACAAUUAAUUGUCAUGACAAUAGAAAUCCCACGUAAGGACAACCUGAGUGCUCAUAUAUUUAUGUAUUGGUUGGAUAUGUUGUCCAUAGAAAUGCCUGAAUUUCUCUUUAUUCGCGGAAAUCAAACAAACUGUUUAACAAUAUAUAUCGAUUAAAAAAAUGUUUGUCAUAUCUUAUAAUCCAUAAAUUAUAUAUACUGUAUAUAUAUACCGA